UCUGCCACAAAUCCUCAAAAUAUCUCAACCUCAACCAUUUAGUAGUAAUAAUUACAGAGAAAAAGAUCAUGGAGAAGAUGAGCGCUUUGGUGGUGUUGAUGAUGUGCAUGGUGGCAAGUGCUAGUGCGCAGAGUGCGAGCAAUGUGAGAGCAACAUACCAUUUGUACAAUCCACAGAAUAUCAAUUGGGACUAUAACGCUGCCAGCGUCUACUGCUCAACCUGGGACGCCAACAAGCCCUUGGAAUGGCGUAGGCAAUAUGGAUGGACUGCCUUUUGUGGACCUGUUGGGCCUCGUGGCCAGGAGUCUUGUGGCAAGUGCUUGAGGGUGACCAACACAAGGACACAAGCCCAAGUAACGGUGAGAAUUGUGGAUCAGUGCAGCAAUGGUGGGCUAGAUUUGGAUGUGAACGUGUUUAAUCAGAUUGACACCGAUAAACAAGGCUAUGCACAAGGCUUCCUUACUGUCAACUACGAGUUUGUCAACUGUUGAGACUAAAACAUCUUCCUUGUUUCAGUGUUUUAAUCUCUUUUCUAAUAAUACUAGAAUAAAAUGGCCAUAUGCUUCUUGUGUCAAAGAAGUAUUUGAUUGUAAACGUUGAAUACUUGGAAGAAUAAUAAUGAUAUAUGCUUCUUAUUUAUGAUAAAAUAAAAUAAAAUGCUUCUUAUUUAAUCUA
Messenger RNA from Ziziphus jujuba (common jujube), 675 nucleotides. Its product is annotated as pathogenesis-related protein PR-4-like. Gene Ontology annotation, molecular function: RNA nuclease activity. Lineage: Eukaryota; Viridiplantae; Streptophyta; Magnoliopsida; Rosales; Rhamnaceae. The record is from RefSeq and is a predicted model, not a curated record. Gene Ontology annotation, biological process: defense response to bacterium; defense response to fungus. The coding region runs from base 69 to 491 and encodes 140 amino acids. The transcript has 2 exons.